AUGGAUGUUGAUAUAGGAUGUUAUUUUGAAGAGAAACGCUAUGACGACAAACUGUUAGACUUCAUCAGAUAUGACGUUAAAACACCUAAAAAGACUAAAUAUAUACUACAAAGGCCUACGGCGACAGAUGAAGAGAGUGUACGAUUACAAAGGUUUUACCAAUUAGGAGUAGAUCUAAAAUUGAAGUAUUCCAAGCGGAGGUCAUUGAAGAAGCAAGGGCGGAUCAAGAAUGCUACUGAGGAAUUGCUGCGAUUAGCCAAUGAACAGUUGAAACUUUUCAACAGAAUAGUAGAAAGAGAAACCAAUUGGAUAAUUUAUCCGCUGUGGGUAAUGGCUAAACAAUUAAUUCGUCUGGCAAACGAAUCUAGUGAACUUAAUAAAGACUCAAUUGAGGAAUGUGGACGCACUAUCCAUAGAAGCUUUACUAUAUGCCUCAAUGAUAGGAACCCAAGAUUGAAUGAAAAUAAAAAAAUCGGGUGUUAUAUGUUUGCUAAUCUAGAGUUUUCCAUCUACCAUCGGUUAAGUAAUAAAGAUAUGAUUAAAAAUUUAGUGAAAGUCCUCGAGAGCAGAGUGAACGCCCGGGAUAUACCACCGUUGAAUAAAAGCCUGGCAAUGGAACAUAAGUCUCAAGUGGUGUUGUAUAAUUAUUAUCUAGGUCAAUACUACGGAUGUCUGGAAAACGAUCACGAACGCGGGUUCUUCCAUUUAAAUGAAGCAUUAUUGCAAUGUCCAAUGCUAUAUGUGGAAUCUACCGGCAAGUUCGUCUUACAGGGCCAAAUGGAAAAGAUAAUGAUACUGCUGGUUCCGCUUGCUCUUUUAACUAAAAGGUUGUACCCUCACUGGGAUCAUCCAGUAAUCGCCGGAGUAAUUACUAGGAGUAAGCGCUUAAGUCAAGUUUAUCCGACAUUAGUGCGUAGCGUAAUCUCAGGGAACCUGUCACUGUACGAGGCUACCGCAGCAAGCCAUGAAAGAUUUUUCCUUUCGCAAGGAUUGCAUGUCGUCAUCACAUUACUUCGAGAGGUGGUCUUCACUCGGUUGGUACAACGAUGUUGGCAAUGGGGGAAUGAUCGGAAAAGUAUCAUGCCCUUGAAAAUUCUUCUGGCAACAAAACAACACGAUAGUUCUGCCAAUGAGGACGAAGAGGAGCAGUUGGAUGCCCUAGAAUGCCGUCUAGCAAGUGCUAUAGCAAGUGGGCUUUUGCGUGCUUAUCUUUCUCACUCCAACCGCUGCAUCGUUUUCAGUAAGAAGGAGCCCUUUCCCCAUAGCAAAUGA
Saccharomyces cerevisiae S288C is the source of this 1272-nucleotide messenger RNA. RefSeq lists its product as uncharacterized. NCBI's taxonomy places the organism in Eukaryota, Fungi, Ascomycota, Saccharomycetes, Saccharomycetales, Saccharomycetaceae. Gene Ontology annotation, cellular component: cytoplasm; nucleus. Bases 1 to 1272 code for a protein of 423 amino acids. Gene Ontology annotation, molecular function: RNA binding; double-stranded DNA binding. The record is from RefSeq and is marked reviewed. The transcript has a single exon.